AUGUUAUCCCAAGCAAUUGCCGACUAUACCUUGCACCGGAGCACAUCCGACCCUCUGCCUUCAGGUCCUGCUCCAUUCACCUCUUCCGAAUUCUUCAAAUUGUGUCGACCAGGCACAAAGCCCAGAGCCAAGAAUUGGAACCAUCAUCUCAGCACCGAAUGCCGCAACCGACUACCCUCAAACCUGAAAGCAUCAGCAAGCAGUGUAAAACCUGGUCUCGAUGGUGCUCCGAUUAUUCCUCAACGACAGAUCAGUCUCGGAGCUGGACGACCUAUUCCAGAAUACUUUCCCUGGGACUCGCUGGCGCUUUCUGGAAAACAAUCUAGAGGGUCUCCUGUUGAUGAGGCUGUGGUUAUGCCGUGUACGAGAGGAGAAGACGAUUUUGACUUUGCGGUUGCUUUGAACUAUGGAUAUGCAGCUGGAUCGCCGCAGCUGUUGAGGUUCAUCACUGAGCACAUUGAGAUGAUCCAUAAUCCGCCUUACGAUGACUGGGAGACUUGUUUGACGAGUGGUACCACGUCGGCGAUGGAUACUGUGUUCCGCAUGUUCUGCGAUCGGGGAGAUUGGAUCAUCACAGAGGAGUACUCAUACCCUGGAGCAAUUGAAGCUGUCACACCGCUGGGCAUCAAUAUUUUGGGGAUCAAAAUGGAUGGCCAGGGUCUCAUACCAGAAGAUUUGGAGGCCAAGUUGCGCUCUUGGGAUCCGUCCAAGGGACGCAAGCCAUCUGUCAUGUACAUUGUCCCUUGUGGCCAGAACCCUACAGGAGCUACUCAAUCAGCCGAGAGACGGAGGAAGAUCUAUCAAGUCGCAGAGGAACACGAUCUAUACAUUAUCGAGGACGACCCUUACUACUUCUUGAAGCUACACUCUAGAUCAGAGUCCGGAGAAGACUCGCCAAUGCCAGUGGACGAGUAUCUUCGAUCAUUGCCUCCAUCAUAUCUCUCCAUGGACGUCUCUGGUCGUGUUGUCCGUCUAGAUGCCACAUCAAAGAUUCUCGCGCCUGGACUCCGGUGCGCAUGGAUGACAUGUUGCUCUCAGAUUGCCGAAAAGUACAUGAACUACACGGAAGUUGGCAGUGUAGCUCCUUCUGGAUUCUCUCAGGUCGCCAUGUACAAGCUGCUGGAUGUGACUUGGGGUCAUGAUGGUUUCAUUCGCUGGCUUGCAUUCUUGUCGCACCAAUACCGUCAACGACGAGAUGCUUUGGUCUCGGCGUGCGAGAAGUACCUGCCACCUGAUCUCUUCACUUGGGUUGUGCCUGAAGCCGGUAUGUUCCUCUGGUUACAUCUUCAGUCACCGACACCUCGUAUUGCGUGCUCGUCUUGCUCAGAUUGUUCGAUCGAGAAGGAGAAGACUGCUUUGCUGGAUCUGGAGGAGAGAAUUUACAAUCGUUCCAUGGAGAAGGGAGUAGUUAUCAGCAAGGGAAGUUGGUUUGCGGCCGAGCCUGACCAGCUCAAGGGUAUCAAGCUUCGUCUGACCUUCGCUACUGCACCCUUGGACAGCUUCGACUGGGCGGUCAAGCAGUUCGCAGAUGCAGUAAGGAGCGAGUUGUGA
Molecule: messenger RNA, 1551 nt
Organism: Aureobasidium musti
Lineage: Eukaryota; Fungi; Ascomycota; Dothideomycetes; Dothideales; Saccotheciaceae
Source: the annotation of a GenBank genome assembly